Molecule: messenger RNA, 1198 nt
Organism: Xyrauchen texanus (razorback sucker)
Lineage: Eukaryota; Metazoa; Chordata; Actinopteri; Cypriniformes; Catostomidae
Product: protein ZNRD2-like
Exons: 4
Coding region: 54-740 (228 amino acids)
Source: RefSeq, a predicted model, not a curated record
CAGGUUCGAGGAGGAAAGGUUAUCUGUGUUGUGAGGCAGCUGAUGAGGAAAGCAUGGCCCUAAACGCAGAUGAUAAGGACUCCGAGGUGGAGAUGAAGGUGAUUCUGGCCCGACUAGAGCGUCAGGAUAAGAUCAACAAGCUGGUGGGAGACUAUGUGCUGAAAGGAUUUAUGAUGCCGGGGGAAUGCUGUGAGUUGUGUGGGACAUUUCUGUUACAAGAUAAGCAGAAGAAAAAUUACUGUGUUGCUUGUCAAGAGCUGGAUUCAGAUAUUGACAAGGACAACCCAGCUUUAAAUGCCCAAGCAGCCUUGUCGCAAGUACGAGAGCAGCAACUUGCAACUCAGCCUCUCCCUGAAGCUAAUGAAGCCUUGUCCAGCGACCCCCCUCUCGCCAUCACGGGCCAACCCAGGCCAGAGCACUGCGAGGGGGCUGCAUCUGGACUGAGAGGUCCCCCUCCCACAAUACAGCCCACUCCUCUUUCUGUCCCUACUGUCAACUCAAAUUUCCUGCCACCAGCCAACCCUCCUCUUCAGGCUGCAAAUCCUCCAGUGUCUUUGGGGAACACCCUCCUCCAACACCCAGCUCUGUCGAGCGCAGAGGAGGCAGUGCUACACAAACUCAGAUGGGCCACACAGGAGCUCCAGCAUUCGGUGUCAGUAGAGGCCAGUUUCCAGCUCUGCAAUCUGAUCAGAGGCUGUGCUGAAUCGUUGCGCAGCCUGAAAGAACUGCAGCUCCCAUAAGACUGAAUUUCAGACAGGGCUGUAACAGCAAACACACACACACACACACACACACACACACAAGGAAAUACUGACAGCACUAUAUAUAUAUAUAUAUAUUACUACCAUACUCAAAGAGGGUUUAUUUGGUGUUGUUUAUGUUUGUUUUAAAGCAGCUGAGUAUGUGUCUGUGUAGUGUGUUGAAAUGCAUUGCUUGAGCUGCAAAGGCUGGUUUCUAUUUCCUUGAUUUGAUCAGAGUUUUGAUAAGUUUGAUGAUAGUAGAUUAUUAUUAUGUUUUCCACAUAAACCAAAGUUAAGGAUUAGGUGAUUUUUCUUGUGUCCUUUAAGGUAUUUCACACAGCAAAAUGCAUUACAAAAGGAAAGGAAAAACAAAGUUAAAUUAUUAAAAUAUUGUAAGAGAUUAAAUACAAUUCAAUACAAUAAUAGUAGUUAAGCUCAUUUGACUGCAUUUGUGGCAU